Messenger RNA from Porites evermanni, 1203 nucleotides. The record is from the annotation of a GenBank genome assembly. Lineage: Eukaryota; Metazoa; Cnidaria; Anthozoa; Scleractinia; Poritidae.
AUGUAUAGUAAGAAAAGUCGUAACGGUAAAACGUUACAGAGUGGGAGAAAAGUUGGCGUAGGAACUGGGGGGUUAAAAAAUCCGAAAAGAACGAGAGAUUUGCGGACAAAUCUAUCUCAAACAAAGAAGGUGACGAACCAAGGUCCAAGAAACAGCAGAAAGACGCAGGGAGGAAAUAUGGUUGAUGCAAGACAAAAAAUCGCUACGAAGAAAAGCCAGAGUAAGCCUCUUGUACGGUCAAUUUCUUUGCUCGAGGAGCGUAGAAAGGAACAAAGGCAAAAGUUACACCAACAAAAUCGGUCACUGACACUUUCUGCUGGUGGUAAUAUUCAAGUUACUGCUCGACAGGAGGUACCUCCUGAUCGCAUGGCCACGAUGAUGGGAGAUUCCAUCCGCAUUACAGCAAAGGUCGAGAGACGUAAAGAGGACAUGGAUCGACAGGCAAAUGUGAUUGCAGGAUUUCUUACCAUUACGGCGAAAAACGAAGAUGCACAGCGGAAAGAAAAAGAUCACGAGACGAGAAAACGCGCGAGACAAAACGAAGCUUAUAAAAGAGAGCGAGAGAGAGAUGCUAAAAGAAAGCAAAAAGAAGCCGAACAUGCACUGUAUAGUCAAAUAGCUGAAGAGAGCGUCAUCUAUGCAUCAAAUGUAUCUCAGCUACACAGAGGUAGUUUUGGAGACGGAGUUUAUGAAGGAAAUUUGGAUCAUAGUUUGCAGGCAAACACUUCACAGAGCGGAAAAACCUCAUUGCCUGGAAAAGAGGAAGUAGUUACAUCAAGCACAAGGGUAACAGUAUCCAAUCUGCAUCCAGCAGUUACUCAACAAGAUGUUGAGGAACUAUUUGGUGUAGUUGGUGGAUUGAGGAGCUGUAAAAUGCUUGGUAGGGGAUGUGCCGAAGUAGUGUAUGCACAGAAAAAUGAUGCACUGUUGGCGAUUAGGAAAUAUCAUAACCGCAAACUUGAUGGCCAACCCAUGGAGUGCAAGUUAGACACAUUACCGUCAGCAUCUUUAUAUUCCCCUCCUCCUGCCAGAUAUGCUCCACUUGCUCCUCUUCGACCCCUGGCAAAAUCAACUCUCAAGCCGCUGCCAAGUAGUGUCUCUGCAGGGGCAAAUCACAGAGCACCCAUCCAAUCUACCAUGAGUGCCAGGACUCAGAGUACCUCACAGGCUGCAAGGCCAGUUGUUUUCAAAGUCAAGAUUUGA